Messenger RNA from Mercenaria mercenaria, 734 nucleotides. RefSeq lists its product as uncharacterized. The transcript has 4 exons. The coding region runs from base 135 to 734 and encodes 199 amino acids. The record is from RefSeq and is a predicted model, not a curated record. NCBI's taxonomy places the organism in Eukaryota, Metazoa, Mollusca, Bivalvia, Venerida, Veneridae.
AUUCAGAAAACCCAUACAGAGGUUGUGAUGCCCUUCGGGAUUUAGCAGAAAGUUGUAAGUCCUGUAAACACCCAGAAAACAUUACUUCCACAAAGCUGAGGAAACAGCUGGCCACAUGUGCACAGCUUCUUAAUAUGAGAGACUUCGAGCAAGACCUACUGGCAACUUUUCAAGGACAUGACAUUAGAGUGCACCGGGAGUUCUACAGAUUGCCAGAGAGUAUGUUGCAGAUAGCCAAGAUAUCAAAAGUUCUGCAUUGUAUCAAUAAUGGAACAAUUCAGAAGUACAAAGGAUGCAACUUUGAUGACAUAGAAUUUGAAGAAAAUGAAACUGUUGAAGAAGAAAGCGAUGAUGAUGAAGAUACUGACAGCAAUGAUAUUGAAGAUAUACCCACAGAAGACGCUGUGCCGUCAUCGGGAAAGAAGGGAGUGAAGAGGAAAAGAGAAUGUACCACAGGUAUUUAUUAUGCCCCCCUUCGAAGAAGGUGGGGUAUAUUGUUUUUGCAGAUGUCUCUUGUUUCAUGGGCUACCAGGCAGGCAUGGAGUGAUGAAGAAAAGAAGACACUUGAGAGAGUAUUUGCCAAGUUCAUUAAAGAAGAAAAGGUGCCAGGAAAGUUGGACAUAAUUAAUGUUGUUAGAAGUGAAAAAGUAUUUGGAAACUACAACUGGAAAAGGGUGAAAUAUGCAGUUUACAAUAUUAUAUUAGGGCGAAGGAAGAAAAGUAGAUUUAUUUAA